GAAGCAACCCGGGGGGUGGGGGAGGGGGAGGGGGACAAUCCCCUCUCUUUCCCCCUCAUUCCACUCUCCCAUUUUCGUCUCACUCUUCCUCCCUCUUCAUGGCUAACCACAAUGAAAAUUCCACUCUCACCAAGCCCGACUCCCCCCCUCUCCUCAAACGAUCCAAGACCAUCGCCCUCGAUACUCCCCCUCCGCCCCAGCACUUCCCCGGCCCACUCUUCCCCGCCGUCCGCCGUCUCUCUUCUUCUCCUCCUCCUCUCUCUGCUUCUGCCUUCCGUCAAUCCAACUCUGAUCUCCGCCUCUCCCUCGAUAAUAAUAAUAAUAAUAAUAAUAACAACAACAAUGAUUCCGCUUCUCCCCCUCACGGUGCUCACUUCUUCAAUCGGGAUUAUAUUUUCCCCUCUUGUCUCGGUCCUUAUGCGUCUAAUUCUAGACUCUCUCUUAAAACCCCCAAGCUUGCUAACCAGGACGUCUCCACCACUACCACCUCAUCGAAUCGUCGGAUUGGUUCGGGUAGGGUAAGGGGUGUGGCCGUCGAACAGUCGCCUUCGGUGGCAGCUACGUUAAAGGUGGGGGAAUCGAAGAAGGAGGAGAAGGUCGUGAAGGUGAUUGGUAAACCUGAUUUGGAUUCUCAGUCCUCCAGUGUGAAGAGAUCUUGGAAACCUUCGCGUUCUUUAAUGCAAUAUUGGCCCAUUGUCGCUUGUAUGUUCAUGGGAUUCUAUGUAGUUUUCCUGCAGACGAAAGUUACGAAACUUGAGGAAGAGAAAUCUCACCUUCGUCAAAUUUGUAGUAAUGAAAACGUUAUCAAUGCAACUUGGGGAAUUUCAGUACCAGGAGAUAACAGUUCAAUAUUUUAUUUUUUUAAUGCUGACAGUCGAACUAUAGCUUUGUAUACCGUAGUGUGCACACUUGUUAUGCCGUUUAUAUUGUACAAGUAUCUUGAUUACCUUCCCCGAAUUAAGAACUUUUCCGAAAGAACUCAAAAUAGCAAGGAUGAGGUUCCUUUGAACAAGAGAAUUGCAUAUGUGGUCGAUGUGUGUUUCUCCAUCUAUCCUUAUGCAAAGCUGCUUGCACUUCUUUUUGCCACUGUAUUUCUUAUAGGAUUUGGUGGGUUAGCAUUAUAUGCUGUUAGUGAUGGUAACUUUGUGGAAGCUCUCUGGCUUUCAUGGACAUUUGUGGCCGACUCAGGAAAUCAUGCUGACAGGGUUGGCAUUGGACCCAGAAUUGUUUCUGUCUCUAUAAGUGCAGGAGGUAUGCUGAUUUUUGCAAUGAUGCUUGGGCUUGUUUCUGAUGCGAUUUCGGAGAAAGUUGACUCACUGCGAAAAGGAAAAAGUGAAGUCAUCGAAAGAAACCACAUUCUCAUUCUUGGAUGGAGUGAUAAAUUGGGUUCACUUUUGAAGCAAUUAGCUAUCGCAAAUAAGAGUAUUGGUGGAGGGGUAGUUGUUGUUCUUGCAGAAAGAGACAAGGAGGAAAUGGAGAUGGAUAUAGCAAAGCUAGAAUUUGAUUUCAUGGGGACAUCUGUCAUUUGUAGGAGUGGCAGUCCUCUUAUACUUGCCGACUUGAAGAAGGUCUCUGUGUCUAAAGCACGUGCUAUCAUUGUAUUGGCAACCGAUGAGAAUGCAGAUCAGAGUGAUGCGCGUGCUUUGAGGGUAGUGCUCAGCCUCACGGGAGUGAAGGAAGGUUUGAGGGGCCAUGUAGUUGUUGAGAUGAGUGACCUCGACAAUGAACCUCUUGUAAAACUUGUUGGAGGUGAAGUUAUUGAAACGGUUGUUGCUCAUGAUGUAAUUGGACGCUUAAUGAUACAAUGUGCUCUGCAACCGGGACUUGCUCAGAUAUGGGAAGAUAUCUUGGGGUUUGAGAAUUCAGAGUUCUACAUCCAAAGAUGGCCUCAGUUAGAUGGGCAACGAUUUGGAGAUGUACUGAUUUCAUUUCCUGAUGCUAUUCCUUGCGGAGUUAAGGUUGCUGCAGAUAGUGGAAAGAUAAUCUUAAAUCCAGAUGAUAACUACAUUUUAAAGGAGGGGGAUGAAGUCCUUGUUAUAGCUGAGGAUGAUGACACCUACGCUCCUGGUCCCAUUCCUGAGGUACGCAGAGGUUUUUUCCAAAAGAUUAUUGACCCUCCAAAAUAUCCUGAAAAGAUACUGUUUUGUGGUUGGCGCCGUGAUAUAGAUGAUAUGAUUAUGGUUCUAGAGGCAAUCCUUGCUCCUCGUUCGGAGUUGUGGAUGUUUAAUGAAGUUCCUGAAACAGAGAGAGAGAAAAAGCUUAUUGAUGGUGGACUUGAUAUUUCUAGUCUAGUUAACAUUAAACUUGUCCAUCGCCAGGGAAAUGCUGUCAUUAGAAGACAUUUAGAGUCACUUCCACUGGAAACUUUUGAUUCUAUACUAAUUCUCGCAGAUGAAUCCUUAGAGGACUCCGUUGUGCAUUCAGAUUCACGUUCUCUUGCCACUCUUCUUCUUAUUAGAGAUAUACAGUCGAAGAGGCUUCCGAACAAAGAUAUGAAGUUAACUUCAACAUCUUUGCGGCUUGCUGGGUUUUCUCAUCACUCGUGGAUUCGAGAAAUGCAGCAAGCAUCAGAUAGAUCAAUAAUAAUUAGUGAAAUCCUGGAUUCAAGGACCAGAAAUCUGGUAUCAGUUUCUAGAAUCAGUGAUUAUGUGUUGUCCAAUGAAUUGGUAAGUAUGGCACUAGCUAUGGUGGCGGAAGACCAGCAGAUUAAUCGUGUCCUUGAGGAACUAUUUGCAGAAGAGGGCAAUGAAAUGUGUAUUAGACCGGCGGAAUUUUACUUAGUUGAUCAGGAAGAGCUCUGUUUUUACGACAUAAUGAUUAGGGGGCGACAGAGGCGAGAAAUAGUGAUAGGCUAUAAGCUUGCAACAUCCGAGCAUGCAAUAAUCAAUCCACCACAGAAAUCUGAGCUGCGGAAAUGGUCUCUGGACGACGUUUUUGUUGCGAUAUCGUCAGGUUGAGGAAUUUAGAGACACAAGACACCAACAAAGGUUGUCACAGGUACAAGGUUUGUACUAUUAUUUUGCAAAAUCCCUCUAUGUGCUAUCCAUGAUAAUGAUAGGAAUGGGCGGGGAUUAUCUUCUCAUAACGUACUCAUCGAGAAUAGAGAUUAUCUAUGAUUCAUAGGCUCGAUAACAUAAUUUUUUUUUUUGGCGGAAGGGAUUUUGAAGAUGAUUUUUUUGGGGGAAGAAGAAGUGCAGAGGAAUGGUUUCUUGUAUUAUUAGAUCAGUGUACAGAAAAAUAAAAAACUUUAGAUGUCAGUCAUCAAAGAAUGUGUAUGGCUAAGCUAACCAAUGGAAAGUGACUGCGGCACUUUGUAUAAUUUUGAUUGAUAUUGUAAAAUCGAUGGAGCUCUGUUUUGCAAUGGGGAGGGGAUUAGGAAACAUACGCAUUCUUAAGAUGGUCAUAAUGAAGCAAGCUAUUAUGUUAUGCCAAUAAAUUAUAUCAUGCUGCUCCUUCCUUGA
Molecule: messenger RNA, 3461 nt
Organism: Cucumis sativus (cucumber)
Lineage: Eukaryota; Viridiplantae; Streptophyta; Magnoliopsida; Cucurbitales; Cucurbitaceae
Product: probable ion channel POLLUX
Exons: 12
Coding region: 99-2957 (952 amino acids)
Biological process (GO): monoatomic ion transport
Source: RefSeq, a predicted model, not a curated record